Messenger RNA from Rangifer tarandus platyrhynchus (Svalbard reindeer), 399 nucleotides. NCBI's taxonomy places the organism in Eukaryota, Metazoa, Chordata, Mammalia, Artiodactyla, Cervidae. The record is from the annotation of a GenBank genome assembly.
AUGGCCGAGGAAGGCAUUGCUUCUGGACCUGUAAUGGACGUUAAUACUGCUCUGCAAGAGAUGCUGAAGACCGCCCUCAUCAACGAUGGCUUAGCACGUGGAAUUCGUGAAGCUGCGAAAGCUUUAGACAAGCGCCAAGCCCUUGUGUGUGUGCUUGCAUCUAACUGUGAUGAGCCUGUGUAUGUCAAGUUGGUGGAGGCCCUUUGUGCUGAGCAUCAAAUCAACCUGAUUAAGGUUGAUGACAAGAAGAAACUAGAAGAAUGGGUGGGCCUCUGUAAAAUUGGCAGAGAGGGAAAACCCUGUAAAGUGGUUGGUUGCAGUUGUGUGGUAGUUAAGGACUAUGGCAAAGAAUCUCAGGCCAAGGAUGUCAUCGAGGAGUACUUCAAAUGCAAGAAAUGA